UUUUCACCGUCUGCGUUACACGUACAUGCUGAAAUGCUUAGUUUGAUUUUGACCGUUAGGACCUAGAUCGAUUGAACAAAACUCUGUUUCUCUCGGGUACUGUAGGAACUGCUGUAAUUUAUUGUAAUGCGUGGACAUGUAUUGUUCCACUCAUCUAAUCUGGAAAUCUGAUCAGGGAGUUGAGAAAUUAAAUGCGGGGUGUGAAAAUUUUUUAUGGGAUCAUCAUGUGAUAAAAUAGUGCAUCACUGAGAUGAGAUAUUGAAGAGCUACAUCUGUAUAAAUGUCAGUAUUGGUGGCCUGCAGUUUACGUGAAGCGUGAUUAGUCAUUGUAAUCUUGGAUAAAAAUAUCGACAGUUUCAUCAUAUAUUGAUGAAGAGCUUUUCUUGUUUAAUUUCACGCACAAAAACAUCAUGUACUCGGAGUUUAAUCAGUAAUGUACUUUAUGGAGAUGAAAUAGUAGUACCAAAGCAUCAUAAAAAGGCGUCGGUGAUGCAAAAUGUGGGACGAUUAAAGGCAGAAAUCAGUGCUAAUUGUAAAACGAAUGUAAUGAUUGCUAAAAAAGAAAGAAGUUCGUAUCCUGAGUUAAAUGAGAAUGAUUCAAAGAUCAAAGAAGUUUCAUUAUUAGCUCGCACACAGUUUUUGCCCACUGGUUCUCCUGAACAUGAACUGCGUAAAUAUCCUGCUAUUGUUCUCGAAGGAAGCAAAUUAAUAUCUGAUGCAUUGGCUACAGGAGGGAAAGCAACAUCUUUAUUUUUUUCAUCACGAAUUGCUCUCGAACAGAUCAAUGAUCUAAGUCGUGUGUUGAAUAUCUAUUAUGUGAACCCUGGCGUUAUGAAGCAGCUGUCAUCUCUUAAAACUCCUCCCGGAGUGAUUGCUCUCUUUGAAGUACCACAAGAAAACGUUUGUCACACAAAGGAGGCAAAAUAUCACUUACCUGUAUCGCUUAUCCUUGACCGCAUUAGCGACCCUGGCAAUAUGGGCAGUUUAAUACGAUCUGGUGCAAGCUUUGGUUUGACUUCUAUUUUGGUGACGAAAGGUAGUGUUAAUAUUUGGAAUGAAAAGGCAAUUCGAGGAGGAAUGUCUGCUCAUUUUCGCAUACCUAUUUACCAAGGACUAAGUUGGGCCGAUAUCAGUCGUCAUUUUGGAAUAUGUGAUGGUUCAUUUUCUCCUGUUACAGUCUUCGUAGCUGACCCUGAUCCACUUUUAACUGAUAGAUUAAUCGAAUCGGCUUGGAAAACCGAUUCACCUGAACGUCAACCUGAUGAUGUAGAGAAAUCCGAAAAGUCUACCGUAUCCGAAGCUGUUGGCACUCCUUCUCCUGAGUCAACGAGUACUGCCUAUCGUUUGCCAGUACAAACUAUGCCACACUUUAAUAUAAAUUAUGUCCCUUCUGAUUACAAUGCUGAUAGACGUGACUGUCGUAUUGCAAUCGUCUUAGGUUCUGAAGCUCAUGGUGUUUCUCCGGAAGCUUUUCAUCUAGCACAUCUCACUGGAGGAUGUCGAGCUGUUAUUCCGUCUGCAAAAGGAACUAACAGUUUGAAUGUUUUGUCUGCUGCCUCUGUUCUUCUAGGAGAAAUACAACGUCAAUUUCUUACUACAUAGCUGUACCUUUUCUAUCCAAAUAUAAUGAUUCUAUUUCUAAUUUGUCUGUUGGUCUUUCAUCUAACCUAUAAUAGUCUGGAUGCUUAAUAUGUCGCAUUUUAUGGUACAUAAAUUGCACUUUUUAAUGAUUCUGUGUAGAUG
This is a messenger RNA of Trichobilharzia szidati, 1743 nucleotides long. The record is from the annotation of a GenBank genome assembly. Lineage: Eukaryota; Metazoa; Platyhelminthes; Trematoda; Strigeidida; Schistosomatidae.